AGCUUUAUAAAAAUUACUGCUUAUCUUGUGUUGCAUUCUAUUUCAGUUUUAUUUAAUGCAUAUGCAACCAAAAAUAUGAAUGUGUAAAAUUAUAAAGACGACAGGCUUCCAGGGAAAACAAAAGUGUUGUUGCUGAUGCAUUCCGAAGACAGACUGCAGAGUGACCGGCUGAUUUACGUGUCUCUGAUUGGGUAGCUUCUGUUCAAGAUGGCUGCUACCAUGGUGGAACAUGUUGUUGCUGAUGCUGGAGCUUUCUUGAAAAAAGCACCAUUGCAGGAUAUUGGGAAGAACAUCUACACCCUAAAGGAGGUUGUCGAAGAAAUCCGGGACAAACAGACGAGGAGGAGCCUAGCCUUUCUUCCGUAUAAACUUAAUUUUAAGGAGCCCUUUCCAGAAUAUAUACGAUUGGUGACCGAGUUUUCCAAGAAGACAGGAGACUACCCCAGUCUCUCUGCUACAGAUAUCAAGGUCUUGGCUUUAACAUAUCAACUGGAAGCAGAAACUGUGGGGGAUGCUCACUUGAAGAAAGAGCCUGAGGUUAAAGUUAAUGUGUGUAGCACACUGCGCCACCCUGAAGCCCCGGUGGACAUUGCUGGCUUUCAUCUGCCCUCAAAGAAGCCAGGGUCAGAGUGCCAGAGCCCCGCUCCCUCCCAGAGCUCCUCAGCUUCAGAAGGCGCAGAGUUCGACGGCUUCCUCUUCUGGAGAAACCCUCUGCCCAACAUUGAGGCCGACCUGCUGGAACUCCUGGGCGCCGAGACGGUCUCAACGGCAGACAGCCCUGGCCCCGCGGCUGAGAACCCACAGGCAGCGGCCGUCUCUCCUGGGGGGCAGGGCGGGGACUCCUCUGAGGGUGGCGGUGGCUCGGAGGGAGAGAGUGAAGACGAGGAGGACGAGGAGGAAGAGGGUGACGAUGGUGGAGGCUGGAUUACACCCAGUAACAUCAAACAGGUCCAGCUUGAUGUGGGAAACUGGGAGUCUCCUGCAGAUGUUAAAGUGGGCUGCAUGACCACAGAUUUUGCUAUGCAGAACGUUCUCAUUCAGAUUGGCCUCCAUGUCCUCUCAGUGAAUGGAAUGCUGAUCAAGCACAGCAGGAACUACAUUCUGCGCUGCCACGCCUGUUUCAAGACCACAACAAACAUGAACAAAGUGUUUUGCCCUCACUGUGGGAACAAGACACUGAAGAAGAUCGCCGUGACGUUAAAAGAGGAUGGUAGCCUGCAAAUGCAUUUCUCCAAGAACCCCAAAGUGCUGAAUCCCAAAGGACUGAGGCACUCCUUGCCCAUGCCGCAGGGGGGCAAGCAUGCCAGCAACCCCCAGCUGGUGGAGGACCAGCACUUCCCCCAGCAGCGGCUGUCGCGCAAGGCCCGGCAGAAGACGGACGUCUUCAACCCCGACUACGUGGCCGGGGGGUCGCCCUUCGCGGAGAACGACAUCUACAGCAGGGCGGCCGGCUUGCAGCUGCGCGACGCCCAGGCCGGAGGGGGCAGACGCCGCGCUAACCCCAACGCCGCCCGCAAGAAGUUUGUGAAGAAGAAGUAACCCGCGUGUGUCCCGCUGCAUUUAGACUGAACACGUCUGCCUCGUGCGUGCGCACUACACAGAUACAGAGGUCACAAGGCAAACACUUUCUCACGCAAACGAAACCAGCCCCAGUAAGACUAAUCAACGUAUGCCUAAACCGAUGAGAUAUUUUUGGCAUGUCUAAGUGAACGCAUAAUACUGGUGUAAACAAUAUUUAAAAUGUCAUUAAAUGCCAUGUUCAAAUUGCAAGUGUAACUCUUACAACAUGCCAUUGCACAAUCUGUAAAGCUGUUGUUGCCCUUUUGGGGAAAAAAAGCUAACUUUUGAUACCCCACAUUAAAAUUUCUAACUGACA
This is a messenger RNA of Anguilla rostrata (American eel), 1876 nucleotides long. It is a transcript of the gene nob1, whose product is annotated as NIN1 (RPN12) binding protein 1 homolog. The record is from RefSeq and is a predicted model, not a curated record. Lineage: Eukaryota; Metazoa; Chordata; Actinopteri; Anguilliformes; Anguillidae. Gene Ontology annotation, biological process: maturation of SSU-rRNA; ribosomal small subunit biogenesis. The transcript is spliced from 9 exons. Gene Ontology annotation, molecular function: RNA endonuclease activity. Gene Ontology annotation, cellular component: preribosome, small subunit precursor. The coding region runs from base 208 to 1539 and encodes 443 amino acids.